UUUUCUCGCGAUGGGGCUUUUCGGUGGUAGCUUCAAGUUUUUGGUGGGAGUGGGAUGUGGUGUCUAUGUAGCUCAGAACUACAACGUUCCAAAUGUCAAGAAGCUGUUCAACACGUAUGUUUUCCUGGCAAAGCACAUUGAGGAAACAUACCGUAAGCCGAAGAAAGACGACAAAGACGAGUGAUUAUCGCACCCCUGGCGAAGAGAAGUGUACUCUGACAUGACAGAAACGUGAUCUUCAAGAACUUAUUAUAACUAUGACGAUGCAUAGUGGGUAGCUGUGAAAUUUAUCGUGGCAAGGUUUGUGGAUCUCUAUGACGAAACCUUAGUAUUUUUGAAGUAGGAGAGAAGGUAUGCAAAUAUCCGAUCGAUAUAUUAUGGCACUAGUACGAGUUUCACUAUAAAUGGAACCUCUUGUGUCGUCAUCUUCCCCUGAGUGCCCGAUUUGCUAUCUCUUCCUUACUGGUUAGGUUUUUUCCUUUAUUUUUUGAGAUUUACUGGUUAGGUUUUUCCUGUGUAAACAAAGGAUGGAAAAGCGCUAGUCCAUCGUUUUCAGAAAGCUUUAGACCCAUAUUCAAAUUAA
Messenger RNA from Triticum aestivum (bread wheat), 583 nucleotides. RefSeq lists its product as uncharacterized. The record is from RefSeq and is a predicted model, not a curated record. The transcript has a single exon. The coding region runs from base 11 to 184 and encodes 57 amino acids. Lineage: Eukaryota; Viridiplantae; Streptophyta; Magnoliopsida; Poales; Poaceae.